Messenger RNA from Ilyonectria robusta, 589 nucleotides. RefSeq lists its product as uncharacterized. The transcript is spliced from 3 exons. NCBI's taxonomy places the organism in Eukaryota, Fungi, Ascomycota, Sordariomycetes, Hypocreales, Nectriaceae. The record is from RefSeq and is a predicted model, not a curated record. The coding region runs from base 1 to 561 and encodes 186 amino acids.
AUGGCGACACUACGUACGACCUGGCCCCUUUGGCUCGUUGAGCUUGAUGGCGAUGACGAGGAUGGACCUGGGCAUCUCGUCGCCGGUGCCCUUCUAGUCCACAUCUCAGGCACGAAGCGCGUGUACACAGUCAACCUGCUCCUCGAAGCCUCAGCCGGUGGCAUCACUGCUUCGUCGUCUCGCCUCCUCAUCAUCCUAGAGCAGCAACUAGCACAAGACAUCCCGGUACCAGGGUUACCAGCGUUCCAAUCACCAAUACGCACAAUUCUUCGCGAGUGGGAAUCGCUGAGCGAGAAGUCGGUGGUGGAAGCAUUUCUAGUGGAGCUCCCAGACAGUGGAAGUCCCGUUGUCUCGUACAGCAUCCCAGUCGUCAUCCAUGAAUUUGUUAACGAUGCGUCUGAGGAGCAGAUUACCGCUGCUGCAUUAGCGGGUUACAUGAAUGCCGAGGAGCCAUGUCUGAAAACUUGGAGGAGGCGGGUUGAGGAGUUGCCGGAGAAGCUAGGGUUACCCAGGUCCAUCUGCAUCAGAGUUGAGGAGUCGUCCAAUUUGGACUUUGCGUGAUGUAUUGCGGAAUAAAAAAGAAUUUGAC